CAACAAAAAGAGAGAAUAUAUGGAUGAAUAUUUUUAUUGAAUUUUUCUUUUUAGAUUUUUUGUUAGAGUUUUGGGUUUUCCUUUUUCUCUGCAGCUAGAAAACAAAAUAGUAAACCAGCUUUCAGAAAGCAGAAGAUAGAUUAAAGAAGGUGAAGGUUAAUACAAUAGUCUGCUAGCUCAUGGAUAUAUAUAUAUAUAUAUAUGGUAGUUUAUUUGGUAUCCCAAUGUAUGACUGACUUUGCUUAGCUUUUCCCCUCGAGAAGUUUUCAGAAAAUCUCUUCUGGGUUUUUUCGUUUCUUUGAGAGAACUGAACCAAAAAAGAAAAAAAAAUGAAGUCUUUGAGUAAUGAUGGGUCUGGCAGCAAUAAUAAUGGAAACUGGUUGGGUUUUUCCCUGUCUUCUCACUCCAAUAAUCCUUCUUCGGUUUCUUCUUCCAGUUUAGCCCACUCUAUUAACUAUAGUAAUGCGAAUGCCAUUUACUAUGGGCUUGAAGGUGAGAAUGCAGCAGGGCUGUUGUCUUCUUUGUCUGUAAUGCCUCUCAAGUCUGAUGGCUCUCUUUGUAUUAUGGAAUCUUUCAGCAGGUCACACCCCCAAGGUUUGGUGAUUCCAACCCCCAAGCUUGAGGAUUUCUUUGGGGAUGCAACAAUGGCCCCCCAUCACUAUGAUGACAGAGGUGGUGGGAUGAGUUUGAGCUUGGACGGUCAAGAUUUCCUCAACCAUCUUCAAGAUUACUCUGCAAUGAGAGGUGGGCAUGAGGUUCAGCUCCCAACAAUGCCAGAAAACCAAAUGUCUGCAACUGUUGGGCUAAAGAAUUGGGUUGCCAGGGGCUUUUCUGGGGAGCAUGUGAUGAAUGAAAAUAAUGGUGGAGAGUCUGGUGGAGCUAUUGGAGCUAUGGGAUAUGGAGAUUUUCAGUCUCUGAGCUUAUCUAUGAGCCCUGGCUCACAGUCAAGCUGUGUCACUGCCACACACCACCAAAUCACACCCACUGUUACUCAGUGCUUGGCCCCUGAAACCAAGAAAAGAGGGGCUGAUAAGGUGGUGGAUCAGAAACAGAUUGCUCAUAGGAAAUCCUUUGACACAUUUGGGCAAAGAACAUCUCAGUACAGAGGUGUUACUAGGCACAGAUGGACUGGAAGAUAUGAAGCUCACUUGUGGGACAACAGUUGUAAGAAAGAAGGACAGAGCAGGAAAGGGAGGCAAGUUUAUCUAGGGGGCUAUGACAUGGAAGAAAAGGCAGCAAGGGCUUAUGAUUUGGCUGCAAUCAAAUACUGGGGACCAUCUACCCAUAUCAAUUUCCCACUGGAGAACUAUCAUCAAGAGAUAGAAGAAAUGAAGAACAUGACCAGGCAAGAAUAUGUUGCCCACCUAAGAAGAAGGAGCAGUGGCUUCUCAAGGGGAGCUUCCAUCUAUAGAGGAGUCACAAGACACCAUCAACAUGGAAGAUGGCAAGCUCGAAUAGGCCGAGUUGCCGGAAACAAAGAUCUUUAUCUGGGAACAUUCAGCACGCAGGAGGAAGCGGCGGAGGCUUAUGAUAUUGCGGCGAUCAAGUUUCGAGGUUUGAAUGCGGUCACGAAUUUCGACGCUUCGAGGUACGAUGUGGAGCGGAUAAUGGCGAGUAGCACGCUUCUCACCGGCGAACAAGCGCGUCGGAGCAAGAACAACAUCACGGCGGCGUAUAACCAAAAACCCGGCGGCGGCGGCGGUGAUGAUUUCAGAAGCUCGUGUUUAGGGUUAGAGGGGACGAUGGAUACGAUGAUGAUGAUGAAGACUAAUAAUAAUAUUAAUCAUCUGUCCAAUGCUUCUUCGUUGGUAAACAGCGUUGAAAGUUCCCGGGAAGGCAGCCCCGACAAGACGGCCCCGCCGGCGGUGCACUUUCAGUCGCCGGCGGCGGCGAAUUUCUACGGAACAAGUAGUGGUGUGAGUAAUGUGAAUUCUUGGAUUUCGUCGGCGGCGGCGGCGCAGCUGAGGUGUCCUGUGCCGGUUUUCGCUGCAUGGACAGAUGCAUAGCUAUCAUGGUUAACGUUAAUUGUCUGAAACAUCGGAGAUCUUUUCUCAUGAUGACGAUCAAAGAUGACCUAGCUUAGCUAGAUUCGUUGUACGAGGUUUUUCGGAUUUACUACUGCUUAAAUAUUUGGGUGGCCUGGGUUAAUUAAUUUAAAUGAAAAAUAGCUAGCUAGCUAGCUAGCUCUUGUAACCUACGUUACGUUCUUCAAUUCAUUUUUUCUUGGACA
Molecule: messenger RNA, 2230 nt
Organism: Ipomoea triloba (trilobed morning glory)
Lineage: Eukaryota; Viridiplantae; Streptophyta; Magnoliopsida; Solanales; Convolvulaceae
Product: AP2-like ethylene-responsive transcription factor AIL1
Exons: 9
Coding region: 330-2006 (558 amino acids)
Biological process (GO): regulation of DNA-templated transcription
Molecular function (GO): DNA binding; DNA-binding transcription factor activity
Source: RefSeq, a predicted model, not a curated record